AUGGCGUCGAGAGUAGCUGACUGGCUGUUGUUCCACUUCAGGGAACACAUGUACGAUAAGAAUGUUGUCGGGGAGUCGACUAUAAUAACUAGUGUUACUGUACAGUACGGACCGUCCACCGUAAGUCUGACUCCACCAACUGUGACCUACACUCCUACAGAGGGACAGACUAUCCCCACCAUCACGUGUUCUGCUGACUGUAACCCGGCCUGUACCUACAGCUGGACAAAGGAUGGACAGUCCUAUACAACAGGGUCAGGUCUCCAACUCACCAACAUACAGCGUAGUCAGGGGGGCGUGUACAGGUGUACGGCCAGUAAUGGGUACGGGAGUGCGAGGGGUGAUGACGUCAGUAUCACCGUCUACUACGGCCCCGGUACCUCCAGAGCGCUGUCUCCGCCGGACACUACCUACACCAGGACAGAGGGGGACACGUUACCGGACAUCACCUGUACAGCGGACUGUAGACCUGGCUGUACCUUUGUCUGGACACGACCGGACAACACCAACUUUACUGUCUCACCUGUGUUGUCACUGGGACAGCUGGACAGAUCAGAACACGGGACGUACAGGUGUACUGCUAUGAAUGUUGGAGGGGAGUCGACUAUAACAACCAGUGUUACUGUACAGUACGGCCCUGGUACCUCAAUAACGCUGUCCCCGACGGACACUACCUACACCAGGACAGAGGGGGACACAUUACCGGACAUCACCUGUACAGCGGACUGUAGACCUGGUUGUACCUUUGUCUGGACACGACCGGACAACACCAACUUUACUGUCUCACCUGUGUUGUCACUGGGACAACUGGACAGAUCAGAACACGGGACGUACAGGUGUACUGCUAGAAAUGUUGGAGGGGAGUCGACUAUAAUAACUAGUGUUACUGUACAGUUUCCUCCAAACAUAUUAAACCUUAACUUUAUAAAAGGGGACGGAACUCUGACAGAGGGUAGCAGUAUAUCUCUGGUUUGUUCGGUGGAGAGUUUCCCUCCGUCCACAAUACAGUGGUUCUAUAAAGCCAACAACACAGUUCUACUGACCACCCCAGACGUCCUGGAGAGUACCUACACCCUGACUAACGCUGACUGUCUGGACACCGGACUCUACACCUGUUCUGUCAGAAACAGUGUCUCUACCACAGCGGUCACCAGGGAUAUAUCUGUCAACGUUCUGUGUAAGCCACGUGAAGAUCCCAGAGUAAAUGGUAAUCAUAGGUUUGGUUUAGCUACCUCAGAUGACCUGACUCUUACUGCUAUGUUCCUAGCUAAUCCAGAACCAAGUUUCAUGUGGACAUUUCAAGACCUCGCUAAUAAAACCUCAAGUGAACUUAAAAACGGAACAGACAGUUUUAUCAAACGUAAUUCAUUUGAUAGGAUGAACCUGUCAGCAUUGUCGAUGGGGAUUCGUAAAGACAUGCACGAAGACAUGUACGGAACAUAUACUGUCACAGCCAAAAACAGUCAGGGAAGUGGAAGGAUUAACUUUUCAGUGGAACCACAGGGAAAACCUAACCCUCCUUACGAAGGCAUAGCUAUUUGUCCUUCCGCAGAUCAAGCUAUUCUGAGUUGGAGAUCGGCUUUCGAUGGAGGAUCUACCCAAACAUUUGUGGUCGGAAAAAGAAUCCGAACACAAGGCAUAUUUGUUAUAGACAGACAACUUGAUACCCCCGAUCCAGGACAACACCGAACUGCCAUCAUUUCUAUAUCUGGUCUUACUGCUGGUACACAGUAUUUCUUCGUGGUAUUUGCUGUGAACAAAUUUGGAAACUCAACUUUUGAACGUGACGUCAACUGUACAACACAAGUUUCCCAGGUACAUGCAAGCGCCUGUGGAACUGACAGUAUGUAUGUACCAGGAGUUGUCCUGACGAUCACUGGAGUAAUCACGCUUUUGUUUACAGUUGGACUCGAGAUUAUUUUUAGACGAAAUAGAAAACUGUGUUGUAGUAAGUUGCAGCUUCCAAAACAGAAAGAGUUCCAGAAUAUUCAACUCUCAGAACGAGACGGAACACCCCAUAGAGACAAUGAAAGAUCUUUAUAUGACCAACUCGAUACAAAUGACGUUGCCAAGGCGUCCGUCUACUCUGAACUUGGAGGACAUCAUCAUGUUUACCAGAACGAUCCAGUCAGUGAAGGAAAUGGCGGACAGUACGAGGCGUUGAAGGGACGCACCGCUUCAAACGUCUAUGAGGAACUUCACAGUCAAACAGCUAGUGAAAAAGAAACAUAUGUCAAUACAGCCAUUGGCGGAAAGAGGAAACAACGACACUGACGUGAAAACAUUUAGAGGCGAUUUACCACAUGUUACAUAGUAUGUGAAUCGUGUACAGAUUGGAAAGUAACAUCUUCAACCUGCUGACGACCGUGCUUGAAUAAGUCUCAGUGAUGAUAGAAUAAACAAUGCCAGUAGCCUGUGUGUACUGUCAAUGUAAUGCUCAUUUGCAUAAAAAA
Molecule: messenger RNA, 2453 nt
Organism: Pecten maximus
Lineage: Eukaryota; Metazoa; Mollusca; Bivalvia; Pectinida; Pectinidae
Product: hemicentin-2-like
Exons: 16
Coding region: 1-2274 (757 amino acids)
Biological process (GO): cell-cell adhesion
Cellular component (GO): cell-cell junction
Molecular function (GO): cell adhesion molecule binding
Source: RefSeq, a predicted model, not a curated record